Messenger RNA from Darwinula stevensoni, 2067 nucleotides. The record is from the annotation of a GenBank genome assembly. NCBI's taxonomy places the organism in Eukaryota, Metazoa, Arthropoda, Ostracoda, Podocopida, Darwinulidae.
AUGAUAGACUUAUUAGGAGGGCCAGCGGUAAAAGAAAGUGAGGAUGAUAGUGGAGGACCGUGUGGAGUCUGCGGCCUGGAGCCUCAAUGCCUACAAUCCUACCGCAGCCCGCCGUGGGUCCUCUUUUGGCUCUGCUGUGCCUCAUUCCUGCAAGGCGAGUGCAUUAGGUGUUUCAAGGCAGAAGUGCUGAGUCGUGGAAUGGCAGUGAAUGGACUGGUGAAUGUGGUCAUUUCCACCCUGGAGAGACGCUUCCAGCUGAGUUCCAAAGAAAGUGGCCUGAUCGCAUCCUUCUAUGACAUUGGAUAUUUUUUCUGUGCCAUCCCCAUCACUUAUUAUGGAGGAACCAAGUACCAAUAUUAUGCCUGCAAGAAGCUGCAUUGCUAUCAUCAAUUUUUUUUAGGUCGACCAGGAGCCUCAAAGCCAAGAUAUCUGGCCCUAGGAAUUCUUCUGCUUGGGCUGGGAUCGCUGAUCUGGACUUUGCCACACUUCCUCACAGAGCAAUAUACAGGAAAUGGAGAAGAAUCUGAUGUAAGAUUUGGAUGCAUUCCUCUGCAGCCAUCAGUGUGCCUGAGGAAAGAAGACAUAAAUGGGACCAUGGCCUUGACUCACAUGGGACGUGAUGACAGAUUGGCCAAUUUCAGAUUUGUGUUCUUCUUUGCUCAAUUCAUGAUUGGUUGUGGGGCCACUCCUCUCUACACACUAGGAGUCACAUUUCUCGAUGAGAUCACUUCUACUGCAAACUCUGCUGUCUACCUUGGGACUUUUUACUCUAUGGCUGUGGUUGGUCCUGCAGUGGGCUUUUUGCUUGGUGGACAGACCCUCAAGCUUCAUACUGAUAUUUCAAUGUAUGAAGCCGAAAAAUUGGGGCUGACACCAAACAACACCCUUUGGGUGGGUGCCUGGUGGGUGGGGUUCCUUGUGUGUGCUGUACUCUCUGUCAUCAUUGCCAUUCCCAUUAUGGCUUUCCCUGAUGAUUUACCUGGGAAGAAGGCUAUUCAAGUUCACAAGGUGGAUGAAGUACAUCAAGGGUAUGGUGUGGAGGAGGCCAAUACCCUUGACUUCAGUUGGUCCACUGACUUUCCUAGACAUCUUCGGAUUCUACUCACCAACCCAACCUUCAUUUUCAUUAACUUUGCUGCUGCAAGUGAUGGCCUCCUCCUGGCAGGGUUUUCUACAUUCCUUCCCAAGUAUAUUGAGAAUCAGUUCAGACUUUCUGCCUCCUUAGCUGCCUUAUUGAUGGGUUCCAUAACAAUUCCUUCAGGAGGAGGUGGAACAUUUAUUGGUGGAUAUGUGAUAAAGCGAUUUGAUCUUCGAUGUGCAUCCAUCAUAAAGCUAUGUGCAGUGGCCACAUUAUUGACUGGACUUUGUUCCUUCUUAUUUCUUCUUGACUGUCCUAAUGUGGAAUACACUGGCUACAAUGUCGGCUACCUUCAUCCAGUCAACAAAUCCCUCAGGCAGCCAGUUGAUGGCCUCCAAGACCAAUGUAACACACAUUGUGCCAAUUGUCUUGACAGCAAGUUUGAUCCCAUAUGUGGAGCAGAUGAAGUCAUGUAUUAUUCACCCUGCUAUGCUGGGUGCAGGGAAGAAAGACGGGACACAGACAAUCUCAAGGUUUAUGAAUCUUGUGACUGCCUGGGCAUAAAGAACUCAGAGCAGUUCUACCAACGACAGCUGAAGAAUUCUACUGGAGAAACCAGCAUGGAAGCUGUGGGGGAACUUUGUCCCAGUAAAUGUAGCUAUUUGCCCUUCUAUAUGGUUGGGCUCUUCAUGGUCAUUGCUCUCACUUUCUUCGACAGUCAGCCUGGCAUAGCAGCAACUUUGAGUAUCCAGUUGCAUGGAGCACUAAUCAUGGCCCUGCUUUUUAUUAGGUGUGUACCCAGGAAUCAAAGAUCCCUAGCACUUGGGAUACAAUGGGUCAAAAUUCGUCUACUGGGAACUAUCCCAGCCCCUGUGAUAUUUGGGACCAUCAUGGACCUCAGCUGCACACUUUGGCAGAAAUCAAAUGAUGAUGGCAGCUGUCGAGCAUAUGACAAUUUCUGGAUAAGCAGGCAAGACUUUCUCACCUGA